Messenger RNA from Arabis nemorensis, 972 nucleotides. The record is from the annotation of a GenBank genome assembly. Lineage: Eukaryota; Viridiplantae; Streptophyta; Magnoliopsida; Brassicales; Brassicaceae.
AUGGCUCCAAGGAUCAUCAAAAGAGUCCCAAACCCCCAUUCUCAUCCAAAAUACAACGUCGAUUUCUUUGGAAAACGCUUGAAAGUAUCUGUCACUCGAAGUGCCUCAGUAAUCCGUCGUUGGAUCAGUACAGUCCGUUUCUUCAACCGCCGCUCAUUACACCCUCUUGUUGUUGGAAUCGGCGUCCAGUGGACACCAGAUGGUACUUCCGAUCCCCCACCGGACGUUCUCCACUUAGGUGUCAGUAACUGUUGUCUCAUCGUACAGUUGAAUCACUGUAACCGCAUCCCUAACGUCCUACGACGUUUCUUGGUGGAUCGUAGAAUCACUUUUGUCGGUGUUUGGAACAGCCAAGACAAAGGAAAGCUCGAGAGAUGUAGACAUCAGUUGGAGAUUUGGAGACUUCUUGACGUAAGGAAGUUUUUGCUUAGGUGCUUAUGGACUCGUUCGUUUGAGGAGAUUGUGGAGGAUUGUUUGGGGUACGAAGGAGUGAGGGUGGAUAAAGAGAUUAGUAUGAGUGAUUGGGGUGUUCGCAAUCUUUCUCGUGGACAGAUAUUACAAGCGACACAAGAUUCAUAUGUUUGCUUCAAGCUUGGUGUUAUGCAACGAUCUGGAGUCUUCUUCGGCGGCCAAAAGAAGAUGGAUCCAGAGGAAGAGUCGUCGGAGGUCAAUCGACGAGGUAGAGGAGUCGUCGGAGAUCUGCCGGCGAAGAGAAAUCGUCAAAGGGUUGUGACGGAGGUUGUCAUCUUUUCGAUGGCCAGGAAAGACGAAUCGGCUUCAGGUGAGAAACUGAUGGUUUCGGUUUCAAGUGGGAAACGUGAGUCUCGGCUUCUGACAGAGGCAAAGUCGAGAGAUCCCAGGAUCGGAGUCCACAAAGUGAUGUUGCUAGAGCAAAAACGAAUCGAGACCAAGGUGAAGAUUUGUGAGUCUUUGGUCCAGAUUCUUCUAUCAGCUCGAGUCAAAGGGAGCUGA